GUUGUAUUGGUUGCUGGUUGCAGGCGCUUAACCGUUUUGGCCUUCGCGUUGUCUUGGACGUUGUUUACAAUCACUUGCAUGGUAGUGGGCCCGUUGAUGAUAAUUCUGUUCUUGAUAAGAUUGUUCCAGGAUACUACUUGAGAAGAAAUGCAGAUGGCUUUAUUGAGCAUAGUACAUGUGUGAACAACACUGCUAGUGAGCAUUUUAUGGUUGAGCGCUUAAUUGUUGAUGAUCUAUUGCACUGGGCAGUUGAUUAUAAGGUUGAUGGGUUCCGGUUUGAUCUUAUGGGUCAUAUAAUGAGAAGAACAAUGGUGAAAGCAAAAGAUGCACUCUGCAGCCUAACAAAGGAAAGGGAUGGAGUUGAUGGUUCAAGUAUCUACAU
Molecule: messenger RNA, 382 nt
Organism: Prunus avium (sweet cherry)
Lineage: Eukaryota; Viridiplantae; Streptophyta; Magnoliopsida; Rosales; Rosaceae
Source: RefSeq, a predicted model, not a curated record